Spizellomyces punctatus DAOM BR117 is the source of this 990-nucleotide messenger RNA. RefSeq lists its product as uncharacterized. The transcript is spliced from 2 exons. The record is from RefSeq and is a predicted model, not a curated record. NCBI's taxonomy places the organism in Eukaryota, Fungi, Chytridiomycota, Chytridiomycetes, Spizellomycetales, Spizellomycetaceae. Bases 1 to 990 code for a protein of 329 amino acids.
AUGGAGGACCGGCAGCUAAUACCAGAAGGGCACAGGAGAAGUGACCCUUCUGGCAUUAGUCGACCGCAAAUCAAGAAGCAGCAAUUUACUAACCAUUAUAUUUCCAUUUCAUUUUCACAUGUGCAUCGGUUGUCAAGGAUGUGGCUGACUUUUGGAAAGCGGAAUGUAAUUAUACGGGACCACAGCGUUCGAGGAGCUAAAUACGUCAAUGACCACAGUGUUCGUGCGCCUGUCAAACUUCGCAGUAAUGACGGAACUCUGACUGUCGGAGAUCAAAGUCACCACACGGCAAUUUGGCUUAGCGAGAGAAAGCGAGCUAGAUCGCCGUCUCCGGAUGCACCACGGAAACGGUUCCUUCCCAUCCACGACGACUUUCUGUCCGAGGAUGAGUUCCCUGAGCCGACCUCCCCCUUCGAAGGAGACCCAUCCGGGCUCUCCGACGGAGAGGGGGUCCUCAGUGAUAAUCCGCUACAAGAAGAUUACGGCUUUGAAGGUUACCCGCCGAGCCUGGCCCCAUUGGUACGGGAGAUCAAGACGUUGCAUUCGUCCGAUAACACUUCAGCGAGGUUCCAACUGCUCUUCUGGGGAAUUGUGGACACCGCCGACGACCAAAUACUCCAGCUUCUCCCUGAGGAUCAAGUCAAGACAAUCAACGCAAAAUUGAAUGAGAUUCUAUUUAGUAGUAGUGUCUGUGACUGCACCUCGACAGUAACCUAUGUUAUGGACCACCUUCGUAAUGAGACCAGCAUCGCCAACCUUGCACAGAUCGCGUUGUCAACGGGUACCGCCGGGCUGCUACACUACUUUAAGGGUGAUGGUGUUGUGUGGGUGUGUCUAGUUCGAAUGGAAAUACAGGUGCAGUGGGUGGGUAGACCAAGGACCGUCAAAAUUUGUAUAACUAGUGUGAACCCCCAAAAAUAUAGAAAAUGCCAAACUCCUCGUGAUUCACCGAAACUCCUCGUGAUCGAAUCAACUGCCAAGAUGCAUUGA